UUGUAUAAAGGGGGAAACUGAGGCACAGGCUGCACGAGUGACUUGCUGAUGGCUGCAAGGAGUCAUUGGCAGAGGCAUGGAUGGGGCCCAGAAGCCCUGUGCUCUGAGCACUACUCCCAUGUAGUCUUGAUCCAGUGCCUACGUGCUAAUGGUGCCUCAGGCUUUCUGUUGUGGUGCACCUGCUGCAAAAAGGCACUGCCAUCACUGCUGGGAGUGCCUGCGGGGAGUCUGCCACCCACCUCACCACUGACACCGCUGGCAGCGACUGUUGGCGGUCCACAAUUGCCAUUGGCCACAACCGCGGCUGGCAGCAUCUGCAGGCGGUUGCCGACCGGUGGUCAGUGCUUGCCUGCCCUCUCCUCCCCCAUUCCUGACAGCACCACAGCUACCUGAGGGUGCUUGCCAUGCCUCCUCAGCCUCCGGGGGCACGCAACGUUCAUGGGUAAAGCCCUGGGACACGGCCCAGUGCUUUUAAGUGGUAGAUGUGUUUGUAUAUCUGCAGAGAGGUGGCUCAUGGGGUUGUUGAGCUGUGGAUGUUGGAUACAUGUAAACACAAGCAAACACACACAGUAAGGAGCCCUCACUCCGGGAGUCUGUAUGCACAUGCAAAGGUGUCCUGGGAAACAGAUGCAUUUCUCUGUGCACUGCAGAAGGGUCUCUGUGUGCAGGAUUGUGCUUCCUGGUCACAUUCAUUGAUUGACAAGCACAUAAUAAGUGUCUCACGUGUCCCUGCAGUGGGCUGAGGCAGGGUAGCUGGCAUGUCUGUGGGGAUGUGUCCUGUGGGGUGCUUGCUGCUGCCUGCGCUGACUCCUGCUUUGUUCCCUUCUGUGUCUCAUUGAACCUCCAGCUGUGGAUGGAAAAGGAGCAGCAAAUCGAGCACUAUUUCCAGGAGCGGGAGCGGGAGCGGGAAUGGGCGGAAGAGGAGGAGCGACUUCAAAGACAGAGACUGAGGCUCAGCUCCUGGAGCUCCAGGUCCCAGACAGCCGGCACAACAAGCCCAUCCCGCUCACACCUCCGGGAAGCCUGAGGACCACUCCCGCCGGGUCAAGGAACAGCACCCCCCUGCAAAACUGGACAAGGGCGAUGGGCAGAGGUUUGGCACCUGGCAGCAGCAACCAGGAUGUCAAUAGGCUCAGUGAGUGCUUAAGCAUCCAAAGCUCCCGGGGAUUUCUGCCAAUCAAGAAAUGGGACCAACGGAGCCAGCAACUGGCAGAAAUGGAAAAUGCCCUUGUCCAGCUGCAUGGGUUGAAGAAGGUGGGGGUGCUGCGGAGAAAGCUGUGGAUGGAAAAGGAGCAGCAAGUCGAGCACUAUUUCCAGGAGCGGGAGCACGAAUGGGCAGAAGAGGAGGAGCGACUUCAAAGACAGAGACUGAGGCUCAGGGACAGGAGUCAGAGGGACCCACAGUCCCGGCCCAGACCUUCCCAAUUCCCGAAAUCAAGAUUCCCUCCCCUUUAGUUUCACUCUGUAGCUUAAUAAAUAAUUAGAAAUUUAGUCAGGCUCAGGAUGUCCUUGCUGACCACGGUUGGCACCACAUGGCAAUGAGGAAACAUGGGUGGAAAAUGAUAUAUGUGAUGUUGUGGGGCAGGGGGAAAGGAGGAGAUACUGCAGCCUGUGGAGGUCCCAGUACACCAUGGAGGACAGGCUGAUUCAAACCUGUUUGUGUUCAGUGAUAAAAACAGUAUGGUCACAGUGCAGCAUUUUUGCAGGGUUUUCUACAUAGAGGACCCUCAAAAAGGCUCACUUUGGUGGGGAUGGCUUACCCCAGAGAUCGGUAAUUCUCUGGAGCGUGCCAGGGCAUGGCAU
This is a messenger RNA of Alligator mississippiensis (American alligator), 1803 nucleotides long. RefSeq lists its product as uncharacterized. The record is from RefSeq and is a predicted model, not a curated record. The transcript has 5 exons. NCBI's taxonomy places the organism in Eukaryota, Metazoa, Chordata, Crocodylia, Alligatoridae. The coding region runs from base 910 to 1455 and encodes 181 amino acids.